AUGGCGCCUUCAGCAAAGGAGAAUGGAGAUAUCAAGGGAGACAGACGGAAAAGCAUAAAUAUCUUUUCGAAGGGAUCCUUGGGUCUCACCCAAAUCAACACCGAUGUCUCCUCUAGCGAUAGUCUCGACAAUGGGGACAAGAAGGAGAAGAAGAAAAUGGGGAAGCGCAGCUCGCUGUUUGGUCUGGGUCCAGGAUCAAACGCUGACCUGUCACAAGACGGAUCAAUGAGUCCUGUGAAGAGCAAUGACAGACUGGAUUCGCCCAACAUGCGCCCAAAACUUCUCCAGAAAAACCGCCCAUCCUCGAUCUUUGGAUCCUUGGGCAGGAAAUCUCUCACGCACGUGGAAGGAGAGUCAGACAGUCUACCGGCCGGCACACCAGAAUCGCCAGAACCAGAAGGAAUGCAUUUACAAGUUGGGCAGACAAGUAGUAGGACGGUACUAUACCAUGGGGAGAUCCAGACAACAAGUGGCAUGUUCAGGAAGAAGAAGGAAUAUUUGGUCUUGACGGAUUCACACUUGCUGCGCUUCAAGAGCCAGGCCAGAGCAUCAGAGGCAUUCUCCUCGAUUCCAAUGCCCUACGGACGGAAUAGCACAACACGUCACCCUUCCACAACUUCUAUUGGGUCCUUGCAGGAGGUUCAAUCGAAUAACUCCCAUACUUCAGCAGAGCAUGAAAAUCAGAUCCCCCUCAGACAGAUCGUCACCGUUUACCGGCUCGAGGAUGGUCGACCUUUUUUUACAACAGAAGUGGUAUAUCUGGAUGAGGAAUCGUAUGGUGUCGGGUCCAUACAGCUUAUGCUUCAUGAUCCCAAAGAUGCUGACCUCUGGCACUCUUCAAUUCGAGGAGCUGCUCAGAAAGCAAGGCUGCUCAUGACAGAGCCAUUCCCGGAGAAAAUUGUCCGGCAUCUGGUCGCAGCGGUGGACGGCGUAGAUGACUAUGACGCUGAUCACUUCCAAAUAUUUCGCGUUGUUCGACGAACUACCACAAAAGCUGGACGUUCGGCGGAUGAUUUGCAGAAGAUGGGCUCUUCAGUCUUUUACUUAGUUGUUGGCAUCAACAAAGUUCAUCUCGUACCACUUCCUGAUUUCACUUUGCCGUCUGCCCGUAUGUCCAACACCAAAAUCGGCCGAGCGUCUUGGGGGAUUGUGUCUUUAGUCGAUCUGCGAGUAACGUACGACGAUGACAGAUUUGAAUUAGCAUUUCGACAGCCAGUUCGGCCAGCAGAGGUAAUUGAAUUGGCCGCUUCAGCGAGUCCGGACAUCGCAUAUGCCCUUCUGCGAGCUUGGCGACAUUUGAAACCACUUUUGGAUGACCAUAACUUCAAUUAUUCUGGACCAAGGCGAAUAGUCGACACUUGUGAGGCAGGGCUCACAGUUGGUGACGACGAGCUCGAUGGCUUUGACAGAACACUUGCAGCAUACUGCAUAGCUUACAAUACCAACCCCUUCAACGUUCAGUAUGCGGUUGACUGGGAGGUAGAGGAUGCGCCAGAAUUCUGGCUGUGGCCCCCAAAGUACACCAAGAAGUAUGCAUUGCCAGAACUGUUGGCUAUAUUGCGAAGUCUUCGAUGCAAUGAAAGAUUUAAGUCCAUUUCUUUCCGGGAUAUCGAUCUACAUUCCUUACACAGCACGAUUGAUGGGAACGGCAUUGAACAUGCCGCAUGUGCGACUCGUAGUGGAAUACCAAUUGACGUGUACUUUAAUCUCAAUCCCAAGAACAAAUCACUGCUCUACCAAGAGGUGCAAGCUCUUGCGUUGAAGUCGACUAGGCUAAAAAGAAUGGACUUUACCAAUUGUCUUCCAAGGAGACGGCCAAGGGAUAACUUCGAUUUCGAUGGACGCGAAGUUGACAAAGAUCCUGGAUGUGAGAUUGUUGCGGCUUUGUUACCUCUCUGCCAGUCCCAACUUACCAAUGUCGAUUGGAUCAUAUUGAACGGCAUAGAGCUGGGAGAGACGGAUCUUGAUUCCCUAAUACCUGCCAUGCAGAAAUCACAGGCCAAGUUGAGAGCUAUUGAGUGUUCUCACUGCGGUUUGAAUGACAGAGGCAUUAUGCAAUUGAUUACCCAUCUUGACCGUCAAAACGCUACGUUGGAAUAUAUCAAUCUGUCCGAUAAUCCUGGACGGAUCAACUUAGAGCAAUUUCAAGCUUCGAUGAGCCGAUUCACAAGAUUGCGGAAACUCAACCUUUCGAGGACUACUUGGACGACUGGGGAUCAGCCUCUGGUACUUCCUGAGAUAUUGAUGACUUGGAAGCUCCAGGAGCUGAUCUUGGACGGUGUUGCUAUUAACUCGAAAACACUCGAAUCCAUAUCAACGUACUUGGCAAGUACAAUGUCAGAUGACCUUUACAUGCUCAACCUAGACCAGUGCAGCUUGAAUGGCAAUGAUGUUGCUCUCUUGAUGCACUCCAUGGUUAGAGUACCUGGCGAAAUUCGUAGUUUGGAGCUUCAUGUCAGUGCCAAUCGGUUUGAGAAAGGCGUCAGUGAAAUCGUGAAUGCAAUUCGGGCUAAUCAUGCUCCAACUCACUUAUUUCUGCGAAUGAUUGAAUUUGCCAAGGAAGAUCACUUUAGGGAGUUGUUGCAAGCCCUUCGGACCAACACCACCAUUCGCUCUUUGGAUAUCUCGAAAGCCUCCCUUCCUUAUGAUGCAGGAGAAGAAACCUGCGAAGCUAUGAGACUUGUGUUUGAGGACAACAAAACCUUGGAAGACUUGGAUAUUUCAGGAGAGCAAGCUCACCUAGAGGUCACCCGAUUUGGAAUAGGACUCAAUAGUGCGUUGCAAGGCCUCAAGAACAACAAAACGCUCAAAACGCUACGUAUCAUGUAUCAGAAUUUGGGUUUGGAAGGUGCCAAUACUCUCUCGUCUGUCAUCGAGGCGGAUACGGGUCUCACCCACAUCUACUGCGAGCACAAUGACAUCAACCUCCAAGGAUUCACUACCUUGGUCAACGCUCUUGCCAAGAAUUACAAGAUUGUGCUACUACCGUUCUUACAAGAUGACCAAACAACAUCGAUGAAGAGAAUGAACGCCAAUAUGAGAGAGACCCGUCGCUCUGCCACCUCCGCAAAGAAUGAUCAUCAUUUGAAGACUUCUGUUCGGCGGACACUCACAACCUUCGGUGUAGGGCACGCAAAACCAAAAAAACCCGAGCUGACCCCUCAAGAUGUAGAUGAGGUCGUGAGACUCUUGAAUGAGCGUUGGCAGCAACAGACGAACCGGCUGGCACAGUUUCUUGAGCGAAACAUGAACAUAGCCGCUGGUACUCCCGGCUUCGGCGUUGACGGAGAGAGUAUACUCAGCGAAGAAACGAUGCGACCCACAACGGCGCUGAGCGACCAGGGCAUUCUAGAGCAAGUAUUGAGUAACACUACGCCCAAGGUCGAGCUCAACAACCCUGUGGAGUCUCAUGUAUACAGCCAGACACAGGCUAUGAACAUUGGUAACGAUAGUACGCAUGCGAAAGAAAACAAAGGAAACAAAAGAAUGUCGAGUGUGGCAGAGUCAGAUGACGAGGAAGAACGACCUGUCACUGCUCAGACUAGGAAUGGGAAGGAGAAAGUGUUUGACUUGAGAGAGACGGAGGGUGGGAUGUUUAGGAUGGAUUCAUGA
Cadophora gregata is the source of this 3612-nucleotide messenger RNA. RefSeq lists its product as uncharacterized. NCBI's taxonomy places the organism in Eukaryota, Fungi, Ascomycota, Leotiomycetes, Helotiales, Ploettnerulaceae. The record is from RefSeq and is a predicted model, not a curated record. The transcript has 2 exons. The coding region runs from base 1 to 3612 and encodes 1203 amino acids.